This is a messenger RNA of Solanum stenotomum, 1694 nucleotides long. RefSeq names its product 2-oxoglutarate and iron-dependent oxygenase domain-containing protein ICU11-like. Gene Ontology annotation, molecular function: L-ascorbic acid binding; oxidoreductase activity, acting on paired donors, with incorporation or reduction of molecular oxygen; iron ion binding. The transcript has 9 exons. Bases 201 to 1442 code for a protein of 413 amino acids. NCBI's taxonomy places the organism in Eukaryota, Viridiplantae, Streptophyta, Magnoliopsida, Solanales, Solanaceae. The record is from RefSeq and is a predicted model, not a curated record.
CAAAGUGUUCUUCGUUAAAAAGCAUUUUCCAUUUCGAUUUUUUUCUUCCGCUUCACGCACAAAAGCAUGACUAUCUUUUCCGUUCCUUUAAAUACUCGCUCGAAUAAUCAGUACUGCUCAAAAAUCUCGCUUCCCAAAACUCCCUAAAUUGUGAUCAGAGAAAUUCCAUUUCCAAAACUCCCAAAGUUCUUCAACUGGCUAUGGAAGAAACUGAAAAUGUGGAAGAUACUGAAGUGUCAGAAACUGCUACUCAAUGCCGGUCGACUCUGUCUCUAAACUCAGAGAUCGAAGAUGCUGAAGCAGAAACUAAUAAACGCAAGCCGACGCAAGUGAUCGGAGAAACUACUAAACGCAGGCGGACGCCGUUGAAUCCGGAGUUCGGCGAAGAUGCGGAAGCAUCAGAGACUUCUAAACUUUUGUCAAAGCCAGUGGAUGGAGAUGCUUCUAAGCCAGUGGAUAGAGAUGCCUACGGCAAGAUACCACUGGCAUUUGCCUCUCCGGAAAUAUACCAAGCUGUGGCAGAAUCUGCACCGCCAGAUGUUCGAGCAAAAUCCGAAAAAGAAAUGGCCGCUUAUGUGAAUGAAAUAAUCAUGCGAUAUGCUCCUAGUCAGAAAGAGAUGGAACUGCGAGAAUACAGGGACAAAAUCAUAUCAGAAUAUCCGCGGUUACACGAGAAAUUAUAUGCUAUUCAUCCCACAGAAAUUUUUGUCCCUUCCUUUAUCAAGGCAAUCAAUGAGAAAACAGAGGAUAGGUUCAAGAAUAUCAUUUCUCAGCCCUUUCCGGGUAUUUUAACCUUCGAAAUCUUUCAACCAGAGUAUUGUGAGAUGUUGGUGGCUGAGGUAAACCAUUUUCAAACCUGGAUCCACAAAGCAGAUAUCCGAACUGAGCAUCGGAACAAUAUGAACAACAUGACAUAUCUUGAUGAUUUAGGAAUGGGAUGUAUGCUUCAAAAUCUCAUGGACAGUUUUAUAAGUCCAAUUUCCAAAGUUUUCUUCACUCAGGUUGGGGGAUCUACCCUUGAUGAACAUGAGUGCGUUGUUGAGUGUCAUACCGAUGGCGAAAAUGAAUUAGCUGUUCAAGUUGAUGAUGCGGAACUUACCUUAAAUGUGUGCUUGGGUCAGCGAUUCUCUGGGGGAGAAUUGUGCUUCCAGGGUGUAUAUUGUGAGAAACAUGUGGACACUCCGACACGACCUGAGGAGGCUUUUGAAUAUUCACACAUUGUGGGGCAGGCAAUUCUCUAUCAGGGUCGCAAUAGGCAUGUUUCUAGGGUGACUACAGCUGGGAAAAGAUUCAAUUUGGUGUUAGGCUGCAAAAGCACUGCUUUUAGGGGAAUGUGUGAGCUUAUGAGUGAUUUUAGUUGGUGUUCCAAAUGUAAGCGGGAGAAGGAAAGGAGAAUUAGGGAAACUGUGUCUACAUUCAUGGCGGGGAUUAGGCUGAAAUGAGGGUGGUACGGUUAUUGUGCUGAAGUUGAGUCUGUCAUACAAACAAACACUUGGGUCUUUUCCGUUUUCAGGUGCUGCUGGGAUGAGUGUGGUUUGGUUGCUGUGCUGAAGUCGAGUCUGUCAUACAAACGAACACUCCUUUUUUAAUCAUACAAACUCUGCUAUCAUUGUGAACUUGUAAUGUCUGUUAUCACAGAACAGAUUAAAACUUUGUUUCAAUGUUGUUGCUUGUUUUCUUAAAUACUACCUAGA